This is a messenger RNA of Triticum turgidum subsp. durum (durum wheat), 1536 nucleotides long. The record is from the annotation of a GenBank genome assembly. NCBI's taxonomy places the organism in Eukaryota, Viridiplantae, Streptophyta, Magnoliopsida, Poales, Poaceae.
AUGGCCUUUCUUUGGUUAAACCGGGCCCGAUUUUCAUCCCUAGCUGCAUCGUCCUUUUUUUUUACAGAAUGCAUCGCACUUCUUGCUAUCUCAGCAUUCGAGAGCCUACGAGGAGGUAUUGGAAGCCAUUUCUGCCUUGCUUCGUCCUCCGCCGCCGCGAGCGCGUGGCGGCGCUCCCUCCGCGGCGCCCUCCUGCGCGGCUCCCCGUGGCGCGCCUCCGCCCCCGCCCCCGCCGGCGCCCGGCAGGCCAGCAGGACGGUCUCCGCCGUCGCAGCGCCCAUUAAGGUGCCCCCGCCUCCCCGCAAGGGUAGGCUUUUGACUGGGGCCAUGAUAGGAUUGGCCAUUGCUGGAGGUGCUUACGUGAGUACUACCGACGAGGCCACGUUUUGUGGGUGGUUAUUCAAAUCAACAGAACUCGUGAAUCCACUUUUUGCGCUACUAGAUGCAGAGUUUGCUCAUCGUUUGGCUGUUUCUGCUGCUGCUCAUGGAUUUGUCCCUAGAGAAAAGAGACCCGAUCCACCAGUUCUUGGGAUAGAGGUUUGGGGAAGGAACUUUACAAAUCCAAUUGGUCUUGCUGCUGGUUUUGAUAAGAAUGCUGAGGCUGUGGAGGGUCUAUUGGGUCUUGGGUUUGGCUUUGUGGAAGUUGGCUCUGUAACACCUCAGCCUCAAGAGGGGAAUCCUAAGCCGCGAAUAUUCAGAUUGAAAGAGCAUGGUGCUGUAGUCAAUCGCUGCGGGUUCAACAGUGAAGGAAUUGUUGUAGUUGCUAAGCGUCUUGGGGCACAACAUGGUAAGAGGAAGAUGGAGGAAACUUCGAGCUCCAGUGAUGUAAAGCAAGGAGGGAAAGCAGGUCCUGGGAUUUUGGGAGUCAAUCUUGGCAAGAAUAAGACUAGUGAAGAUGCUGGUGCUGAUUACGUGCAAGGAGUUCAUUCAUUGUCACAGUAUGCUGAUUACCUGGUCAUAAAUGUUUCUUCCCCAAAUACUCCUGGUCUUCGCCAAUUGCAAGGUAGAAAGCAGCUGAAAGAACUUGUGAAGAAGGUGCAAGAUGCACGAGAUGAGAUGCAGUGGGCUGAAGAUGGUCCACCACCAUUGCUUGUGAAGAUCGCACCGGACUUGUCGAAGCAAGAUCUUGAGGACAUUGCUGCCGUUGCUCUUGCUUCCAAGUUAGAUGGCCUGAUUAUAUCGAACACAACAAUUUCAAGGCCGCCUCCUGCAGACGCACAUCCAUUAGCUCAGGAAGCCGGCGGAUUAAGUGGGAAGCCUCUGUUUGACUUAUCUACUCAAGUUCUCAGGGAUAUGUAUAUCCGUACAGGCGGCAAGGUUACCCUGAUAGGCUGUGGUGGUGUAACUAGCGGCGAGGACGCAUACAAGAAGAUACGUUCUGGAGCUACGCUUGUUCAGCUUUACACCGCACUUGCCUACGGAGGUCCAGCUCUCAUCCCGAGAAUAAAGGCCGAGCUCGCAGAAUGCUUGGAAAGAGACGGCUUCAAAUCUAUCCAGGAGGCAGUGGGAGCAGACUUCAAGCCCUUGAAGGCCUGA